This is a messenger RNA of Oryzias latipes (Japanese medaka), 4493 nucleotides long. It is a transcript of the gene mideasa, whose product is annotated as mitotic deacetylase associated SANT domain protein a. Gene Ontology annotation, biological process: regulation of transcription by RNA polymerase II; negative regulation of DNA-templated transcription. NCBI's taxonomy places the organism in Eukaryota, Metazoa, Chordata, Actinopteri, Beloniformes, Adrianichthyidae. Gene Ontology annotation, molecular function: transcription corepressor activity. The record is from RefSeq and is a predicted model, not a curated record. Gene Ontology annotation, cellular component: transcription regulator complex; histone deacetylase complex.
UACAGUUUUGCGCAGUUUCGCACACUCAACAAACCGGAGAAGCAGCUUUAACACGGCGGAGCCACGCAACAACAACUACAAUACCAGUUUUAGCCGCGGCGGGGCAGCGUUUUCACGCCGUUUUAUGUGUGCUUCCCUCGUUGAUGAGUGUAGGGGGUGGUGGUGAAAGUUGGGGACAUGUUUUCCUGGAAGUGCACGGUUUUACGGAUACAGUGUGCAACAUCGCGGCUACUACGGCGAUAAAAGCCCUUCCCGAGCGGCCGGACCUUGUCGGGUGUUUUCGUGGGACCGUGAAGUCGUCAGUUCGCCAUAUUGUGCGCAGCGAAACUCGAUGGAAAGUUGUCAGCUAUGACAUUUGCUGCGCACACUCCGGCCAUGGAGCUGCACCGAGUCGACUUUGAUCGAAACCAAAGUGACUCCAUGAAGCUUUUCAUGGAGAAGUCUGUGCACCACUGAAAAACAAACAAAGCUGCGCCGCAGGCGCCUCCUUGUUGCUCAGAACUUCAGCUCGAAACGUCCCUUCUGCACUAACCUGCAGGUCUGCCUGCUCAAAGAGAAGAAGAAGAAGAAUGGACAGCAGAGCUGAGGAUUGAUUGUUGGAGGAGGACUAGAUGUUCCCCACCCUGCACUUUCCUCCCAGAUACCUCUGCAUAAACACAGUUAGGUGAACACUACAGAGGCACUGAGAAAGUUUUGCACGCUCAUUUUUUAUUUUUAUUUUAUUUUAUUACUAUGAGUUUUCCUUCCCAAGUUAAUACUGACAAGAGUAAGCAUCGAACUGUGGCCAUGAAAAAGGCCGUGCAGCAUCCAGGGGAGGCGCAUUAUGGUAUGGGCCCACCGAGUUUAAAGACGAGCCAUAGCGACGGCGCCGGCGGCUCCAACGUUGGAGCUCUACCGCACUAUCAACAGGCUCCUUCGGUGAAGUGGAUGCAGGACUCCGUACAGGGGGCCGGUUGGUCCCAGGAGGCUUCCGUUCAAGGCUGGGGCCAGAACUUUGCCCCUUACAUUGGUGGCGUGAAUGUUAGGGGUCAGAUGGGCUUCCACAAAGGCACCCACGAUGGUGUGAGCCUGCAAAUUGGGGCAGAAAACCAGCUGCCAGCACCUGUGGAGGUUUACAGAGAUGCCACGCAGGCUCAGAGUCAGGGAAGAGGGCUGGAGUGGGAGCAGCACGCUGCCGCUGCCAUGCAUCAGGCUCAGUUGCAAGCUUAUCACCACAAAGGCAUGGAGCUCCAGAGUCAGCCACCUGUGCCGUCUCACACCCUGCAGGGACAAGUGUUGCAGCCCUUCCAGGCAUCAUUUGGACCCAACAAGCAACAGUUCCCAUCUGAGUAUUACCCUGUUUUUCCUGGAAACAAGGCCGUGCAAAGCCUGGUCUAUGGCGAACAGCCCAAAACUCAGCAACAACUUCUGCACCAAAUGCAGCAGCAACAGAUGCAUCAUCACCACCAGCAGCAGCAACAGCAGCAUCAACUCCAGCUGCAGCAGCACCAAAUGCAACAGCAGCAAAUGCAACAAAUGCAGCAACAAUAUCACCAGCAACAAAUACAGGAACAACAGCAACAAAUGCAGCAAAUGCAACAACUCCAACAACAAAAUGUGCCGCAGCAAGAACCGACGCAGCCACCGGUGCAAUCAAAGCAGCAACAGACUCAAAACUUUGGAGCAUAUCCACAUCCAGAACUGCAGCUAUCCGACAGCGUCCCUGUAAAAGAAGAACCUCAGUCGGUGCUGCAGCAGCCGGAGACUCCAACCUGUGAUGCAUCACCUGCGCCCGAUCAGUACCCUGAAGACCCCACACAGACUCCGGACGCGGCACAGGCCGCCCCUCGGCGCUCACGCCGCCUUUCCAGGGAGGGACAGUCCCCGCUUGGUCCCCCUCCAGCAAACCUGUGGCCCAAAGAGCCGCCGCCAUCCCUGAACGGCGCUCCAGGUGUGCCAGCAGCCAAAGGAGGAGGAGGAGCAAGCCAGGUGGCAACAGGAGGGGUCAUCCAGAAUAACCGGAGAAGACGGAGAGCUUCCAAGGAGAUCAACCUGGAGACUCUUGCGCAAAAGGCGUCAGAGAUGGAGUCUCUGCCUGCUAAAACAAAUAAGCAGGAGGACGGUGCGUCCGGCAAACAGCCCCCCGUUGUGCCGCUGGUUAUCCCUGUGUCUGUGCCGGUGCCUCGGAGUCAAAUGGACCCACAGGGUGGCUGGGCUCAGGCAAGUCUCAGCCAGAGAGAGUGGUCUGCAGGACAGUCGGACCGCAAACCCUCUGUCAUCGUAGCUCGGCGGCGGUCUCGCAGAAACUCUGUGACUGAGAGUUUUAGUCAGGACGGGGAAAAUGAUUCAGGAGCAGACGAAGAUGGAAAAUCCAAGUUUAAGCGACGACCUCGCCCUGAGCCUCUCAUCAUCCCUCCACCUAAAGCGUCCUCCUUCAUCCCUCCAUCACUCUACCCCAGCAUCACCUCCUACCAGAGUAACCUUCGCUCUCCUGUUCGCUUGCCGGAGAACCUUCAUGCGCCUCCCCCGUACACGCCGCCACCUAUUUUGUCCCCUGUGCGAGGGGGGUCAGGGCUCUACUUUUCGGCUUUCCUCACCAACAUGGCGAGCAACCAAAUCCUUCCUCCGCCCGUGACUCCAAAAUCUGCAACACGCAGCCUGUUGCGUACUGUGUGUUCCGACAGUACUCCUCCAGUUUUACCUAUUGUCACCGAUGCAGCCCCUGUCAGCCUCGAACCGCGCAUCAACAUCGGCCCUCAGUACCAGGCAGAAAUCCCCGAUUUGCAGAACCCAGAUUUCGCCCAAAAUGACCAGCACCAAGCCGACUUGCUUUGGCUUCCUUUGGAGGACUCCAACCAUAAAAAUGCUAACCAGCACACCAUGGAGCACUUUAUGAAUCUAGCCUGUUCGAGUGUUUUGGAGGGAGGGGGGACCAAUCAGGAGCUGGUUUUACACUGUUUACAUGAAAGUGGAGGCAAUCUUCUCGAAACACUGGAACGGUUGAUGCUUCAGGAGCCAAUUUUCCCCGUUGACCAUCAUCUGAAAAAUUAUCACUACUCAGGCUCAGACAGAUGGACUAGAGAAGAGAAGCGUUACUUCAAUAAAGGAAUUUCUGCCUACAGGAAGGACUUCUUCCUGGUGCAGACGCUGGUCCAGACUAAGACUGUGGCUCAGUGUGUGGAGUUCUACUAUACGUACAAGAAGCAGGUGAAGAUUGGUCGAAACAGCAUCUUAACCUUUGGGCCUCCAGAUUCCCCCUCAGGAAAGCACACAGAGUCUGUGGUGGACGUUAAGAGCUCACAGCUUCCAAAAGAGACUCAGGAAGAGAGACAAGAUGAUGGGCAGAAAGAGAAACCUUAUGAAAGUCAUGAGAGACCAGUGGAUCGGUCGCUCCAGGUUCAUGACUAUGCAGGGACAGUGUUGGUGUUUAAAGAGCCAGAAGCCAUAAAAAAAGAGCCUCAAAGUUUUUCAGUGUCGCCCAGAAAUCGAGCCGAACCCACAGCCAAGAAGGCCAAACCCCAGCCAAAGCCUCCUCAGGAUCCCAAUGCAGUGUUUCCAUGCAAGAAAUGUGGCAGGGUGUUUUCCAAAGUCAAGAGUCGCAGUGCCCACAUGAAGAGUCAUGCUGAACAGGAGAAGAAGGCGGCGGCGCUGCGUCAGAAACAGGAGGAGGAGCAAGCCGCCAUUCAGGCUCAGGCCAGGAAAGCAGCGGCCUCUGCUGCUGCUGCGGCGGCGGCUCAUCACGGCGGAAACGGGAACGGAUGGAUGCAGCAGGCAGAGAUCAGCAGCCAGGACGACUCAUCCGAGGCCGAGGAUGACAAUGAUGCAGACUGGCAGUGAAGCUGAGGAGGGAAUGGAUUGUUGUGCAGCUUGUAGAGAUUAUGAACAAAGCCGAGAGCAUGAGCUUCAGAAAUGAGGGACAAUAUAAGCACAAAAGAAAUGAUUUCCAAGUCUUCCUGUUUAUUUUUACACAGCUUUUCCGACCAAAACAAAUGUCUGACUGGCUUCACACUAUCAGCCAGCCCUCCACACUCCAUCAUAUUAUCUGCUCUUUUAUUUUGGUAAAUGCACUUAUCUUCUUUGUUUGCCCAUACUGCAUUUUUUUAAUUCUUUAUUUAAAAAAAAUCAAGUUUAUUUUACAUUUUCACUCUGGAUUUAUCACGAAAUUGAUAUUUCACGAGUAUCUCUGUUGCAAUGUAAGAUCAAGAUCAUUAUUAGCUUCUUCACCAAAGCGGCCUUUUUAUGUACAGAUGGAGGUGAUUGUAUGUUGAGCUCCGGUGUUUUCGAAUUUUGCAGAUGUUUGCCACGUUUAUAGUUAAACCGUAAAAUUUAUUCUUACAAUAGCAAGGGACCUUUGAAGUGUGCAUGGACAAAAAAAAAAAUUAUAUAUAUAACUAUAUAUAUAUAUGAGACUGCCAUGUAUUUAUGAUGCAACAUUUGGAAAUGAUUUUUUUUGUAAAGAUAAAUCAUGUCAGUUGAGGAUUGACUGGUGAAUUAAAAAAAUAUUAAAAAGUCAA